Strongyloides ratti is the source of this 966-nucleotide messenger RNA. Its product is annotated as Lipase EstA/Esterase EstB family-containing protein. The record is from RefSeq and is a predicted model, not a curated record. Gene Ontology annotation, molecular function: lipase activity. Lineage: Eukaryota; Metazoa; Nematoda; Chromadorea; Rhabditida; Strongyloididae. The transcript has 2 exons. Gene Ontology annotation, biological process: lipid catabolic process. The coding region runs from base 1 to 966 and encodes 321 amino acids.
AUGGGAAAAUUUUUUGUUGAAGGACCAUUUACAAAUGAUUUUGUUGAUUGGCUUGAUUCUAAAUCUGAAUAUGGUAGUAAAAUGUUUAUCAAUGAUACUCUUUUAUAUAGUCAAUAUAAUACUUUUGGUGGAAAAAAAUCAUUUAAUGAAGUGAUAACAAAAGUUCCAAUAAUCUUUUUUCAUGGUAAUAGUGAUGGAGCACUUAAAAUUGGUGAUAAUGAAUUUAAUAGUGGAUGGAGUGAAGUUAUAUCAACUUUAGUAAAAUAUGGUUAUAAAUCAUCUUCAAUGUACGCCUAUACUUAUGGUGAUAGAAAUAUUAAAUUAGCUCCAUAUCGUCAAAUGGAUUGUGAUUUAGUUACUCAAGCUAAUAAAUUUAUUACUGCCGUUCUCCAAUAUACGGGAUCAAAAAAAAUUGAUAUUGUAGGGCAUUCAAUGGGUGUUUCAAUUGCCAGAAAAGCUAUUCUUGGUGGUAAAAUUAAAAGUGAUAAUAUAGAUUGCCCAACACUUCCAUUAUUAAGUGACAAAAUUCGUAAUUUUAUAUCUAUAUCUGGUGCACAUUAUGGAAUGUGUAUUUGUUCAAAGGAUAUUUCAAGUUUUGUUAAAUCUUGUUCUAUGGAAAAUGGAUUUUAUUCAGGAACAAGAUGUUCAACAGCACUAGAUAAAUAUAGUCCCUGUAAUUCUUUUAGGCAUAUUGAAGGAGAAUGUACAACAGAGGAUUAUUCAGAAUUUCUUAAAGAUAUUAAUAACAAAAAAAUAAAAGAAGGAGAAAAUAUUUUAAGUAUUUGGUCUGAUGAUGAUGAAGUUCUUGGUUAUAAAAAUUUAGUAUGGGGAAGAAAGACAUCACUUCAUCCUUUUUCAGAUGAAGAGAUAAUAUUUUUUAAUAAAACACAUCAUCAAACAAAAAAUGAUUCAGGAUUUUAUAUUUAUCAAUAUAUUAACAAAAAUAUGGUAAAUUUUUAUAAAUAA